AUGCCUUCGAAAGCGGAAGUUUACUUCGGCGAGGACGGCACGCACUUCCACGAGAAGCCACUGAGGUCCACCUCCAACUGGCCGGGGUCGUUGACCUCCGGCAGCCACAAUGUGACCCUGGACUUGCGUCACCGCACCGGACGAGUCCUCAACGUCCUCCUCGACUUCCCCGGGCCGUGGCUGGCCCUCAGCGAGGUCUACUUCGACAGCCAGCCGUGCACGUGCAACCUGACGGACUGGGCCGACGGGGAGGCGUCCACGCCGGCCGAGCACACCGCGGUCCGACGCGACGACUCGCGCGACGUGUCUGCCGUGUCGGCCGUGCACGCCCACACCCGCGCCUACAUGGGCGUGGUAAUCGGGUUCGUGGUGGGCGUGUUCCUGCUGGUGGCGGCCGGCUUGCUGAUCUACGUCAGGCGGCUCAGGAAGAAGAAGUCGUCGCCGCACGUGCUCAAGAGUCCACUGUCGGACACGGCCAGCGUGGCCCUGGAUAUGAAGUCGCUGCGGAUGGUGUCCAGUUACUCGGGCGCCGGGGCGGCCAUGUACGGCCCCGUGGCCGUGCCGGACGAGGAAGGCUCGCUGUAUCACGAGCCGUACAAGACUCCGCUGUUCAGCGCCUCGGAAUACAGCGUGGCCACCAUUGGGCGUCACCUGAGCGACUACAGCAAGGGCGGCGGCGGCGCCGCUACUCCCGCCCAUCAGAGCGCCAGCAGCGGUGUGGUGGGCGGGGAGUACGCCGUGCCCAUCCUCUCCACGCCUCCUCCGCCCUUCAACACCAAUGCUUCCACGCCCUUCACCACCACGCCCAUCAGCGCACCGCCCACGCCCUUCUCCCACGCCACCACGCCACACUCCUCCACCUCCACACCCUUCAGCAGCUCAGCGCCCGCCCCGCCCACCACCCUGCCGCCCAACACCUUCCCUUCCAUCAUGCGCCUGUGUCCAGCACCGCCCCCGCCGCCCGUGCCGCCCCCGCCCGACAAGUACCUCACGCCGCCCGUCGUCUGCAAGGUACGCCCACACGCCCACCAGGGGAUAGCCCACAGCGCCCCUGUCUUAAACAACAGCGCCCCUGUCUUAAACAACAGCGCCCCUGUCUUAAACAACAGCGCCCCUGUCUUAAACAACAGCGCCCCUGUCUUAAACAACAGCGCCCCUGUCUUAAACAACAGCGCCCCCGUCUUAAACAACAGCGCCCCUGUCUUAAACAACAGCGCCCCCGUCUUAAACAACAGCGCCCCCGUCUUAAACAACAGCGCCCCUGUCUUAAACAACAGCGCCCCUGUCUUAAACAACAGCGCCCCUGUCUUAAACAACAGCGCCCCCGUCUUAAACAACAGCGCCCCCGUCUUAAACAACAGCGCCCCUGUCUUAAACAACAGCGCCCCUGUCUUAAACAACAGCGCCCCUGUCUUAAACAACAGCGCCCCUGUCUUAAACAACAGCGCCCCCGUCUUAAACAACAGCGCCCCCGUCUUAAACAACAGCGCCCCCGUCUUAAACAACAGCGCCCCUGUCUUAAACAACAGCGCCCCCGUCUUAAACAACAGCGCCCCCGUCUUAAACAACAGCGCCCCCGUCUUAAACAACAGCGCCCCCGUCUUAAACAACAGCGCCCCUGUCUUAAACAACAGCGCCCCCGUCUUAAACAACAGCGCCCCUGUCUUAAACAACAGCGCCCCUGUCUUAAACAACAGCGCCCCUGUCUUAAACAACAGCGCCCCCGUCUUAAACAACAGCGCCUCCGUCUUAAACAACAGCGCCCCUGUCUUAAACAACAGCGCCCCCGCCUUAAACAACAGCGCCCCUGUCUUAAACAACAGCGCCCCUGUCUUAAACAACAGCGCCCCUGUCUUAAACAACAGCGCCCCCGUCUUAAACAACAGCGCCCCCGCCUUAAACAACAGCGCCCCCGUCUUAAACAACAGCGCCCCCGUCUUAAACAACAGCGCCCCGCCCCUGUCUUAA
Procambarus clarkii (red swamp crayfish) is the source of this 1968-nucleotide messenger RNA. The record is from RefSeq and is a predicted model, not a curated record. Lineage: Eukaryota; Metazoa; Arthropoda; Malacostraca; Decapoda; Cambaridae.